This is a messenger RNA of Olea europaea var. sylvestris, 1155 nucleotides long. RefSeq lists its product as uncharacterized. Bases 1 to 1155 code for a protein of 384 amino acids. The record is from RefSeq and is a predicted model, not a curated record. Lineage: Eukaryota; Viridiplantae; Streptophyta; Magnoliopsida; Lamiales; Oleaceae. The transcript has a single exon.
AUGGUUCCUCCUCCUGGUCUUUCUCACACUCUUGGAUUUGUUUGUAAACUCAAAAAGGCACUUUAUGGCCUCAAACAAGCACCUCGUGCCUGGUUUGAAAAAUUUUCCACUGUUGUUAGCUCUCUUGGUUUUACAUCCAGUCAUCAUGACUCCACUUUAUUCUUUAGAUGCACUUCAGCUGGUCACAUUAUAUUAUUGCUAUAUGUUGACGAUAUGAUUAUUACUGGUGAUGAUAUUGAUGGAAUUGCAAGUUUGAAAUUAGAAUUGGCGUGUCGUUUUGAAAUGAAGGACUCGGGCACACUGUCUUAUUUUUUGGGGAUCGAAGUUGCUUCUUCUCCUAGAGGUUAUCUUAUCUCUCAGUCCAAGUAUACUAUGGAUGUCAUUGAGCGUGCUCGUCUUACUAACAAUAAAUCUGCUGAUACUCCUCUUGAGUCCAAUGCAAGAUAUUCAUCCUCUGAUGGUGUCCCAUUGACUGAUCCCACUUUGUAUCGCACUAUUGUUGGAUGUCUAGUUUAUCUUACCAUCACACGUCCUGAUAUUGCCUAUGGUGUUCAUAUUGUUAGUCAAUUUGUUUCAGCUCCUACUACAGUUCAUUGGGCAGCAGUUGUUCGUAUUUUGCGUUAUCUUCGUGGUACAUGCUUUCAGAGUCUUUUGUUUCCAUCAACCUCAUCCUUAGUGCUCCGUGCCUACUCUGAUGCUGAUUGGGCCAGCGACCCCAUUGAUCGCAAGUCCACUACGGGUUUUUGUGUAUUUUUGGGUGAUUCACUUAUCUCUUGGAAAAGUAAGAAGCAGACUGUUGUUUCCUGCUCCUCUACAGAAGCAGAGUAUCGAGCUAUGGGAUCCACCACCACUGAGAUUGUGUGGUUGCGAUGGUUACUUGCAGACAUGGGUGUUUCUCAUUCCUCCCCAACUCCCAUGUAUUGUGAUAAUACUAGUGCCAUUCAGAUUUCUCACAACUCUGUAUUCCAUGAACGCACAAAGCAUAUUAAGAUUGAUUGUCAUCUGGUUCGUCAUCAUCUGCAGACUGGCACCAUUUCCCUAUCUUUUGUUUCUUCAUCGUUGCAGCUUGCUGACUUCUUCACUAAGUCUCAUCCGGUUCAUCGUUUUCGCUUUUUGCGUGACAAACUCUCGCUGCUUCUUGCUUUAGCAUCUUGA